AGCGCUUCGCCCUCCCUCCUCCUAAUAUUGUUUUUUAGGUCUCUGGCAACCUUCUGAUCUCCCAUGGCUACUGCUACUGCCUCCAUGGACGUGGAAGCUGGGCAAGGGGGAAACGGUCAGAAGAAGGGAUUCUACCAAGAUCUGCUCCUUGCCUACAAGACUCUGGGCGUCGUAUUCGGUGGCCUCGUCACCUCCCCUCUCUACGUUUACCCUUCCAUGAACCUGACAAACCCAACCGAAGAGGACUACCUGGGAAUCUACAGCAUCAUGUUCUGGACCCUGACACUGAUCGGCGUCGUCAAGUACAUCUGCAUCGCCCUCAACGCCGACGACCACGGUGAAGGCGGCACAUUUGCCAUGUACUCCCUGCUGUGCCAGCACGCCAACAUCGGCAUCCUCCCGUCCAAGAAGAUAUACACUGAGGAGGAGCAGGGUCUGCAGGUCCCGGCUCGACCCGUCGUGGUCGGGAGGCCUAGCAAGCUGAGAAGGUUCAUCGAGCGGAGCAUUACGGCGAAAAGGUUGCUGCUGCUCACGGCGAUCCUGGGCAUGUGCAUGCUCAUCGGAGACGGCAUCCUCACGCCGGCCAUCUCGGUCCUGUCAGCAAUUGACGGACUCAGAGGGCCUUUCCCGUCCGUCAGCAAACCGACUGUUGAGGCUCUGUCAGCAGGAAUCCUGAUCAGUCUGUUCCUGCUGCAAAAGUACGGCACGUCCAAGGUGAGCUUCAUGUUCUCGCCGAUCAUGGCGGCGUGGACGUUCACCACCCCGAUCAUCGGCGUGUACAGCAUCUGGCGCUACUACCCUGGCAUCUUCAAGGCCAUGUCGCCGCACUACAUCGUGCACUUCUUCGUGACCAACCAGAAGCGGGGCUGGCAGCUGCUCGGCGGCACCGUGCUGUGCAUCACGGGCGCCGAGGCCAUGUUCGCCGACCUCGGGCACUUCAGCAAGCGUUCCAUCCAGAUCGCGUUCCUCUCCAGCAUCUACCCGUCGCUGGUGCUCACCUACGCCGGGCAGACGGCGUACCUGAUCAACCACGCCGACGACUUCGGCGACGGGUUCUACAAGUUCGUGCCGCGCCCCGUGUACUGGCCCAUGUUCGUCGUCGCGACGCUGGCGGCGAUCGUGGCGAGCCAGUCGCUCAUCUCCGCCACCUUCUCCGUGGUCAAGCAGUCGGUGGCGCUGGACUACUUCCCGCGCGUCCGGGUGGUGCACACCUCCGGCGACAAGGAAGGGGAGGUCUACUCCCCGGAGACCAACUACGUGCUGAUGCUGCUGUGCGUGGGCGCCAUCGUCGGCUUCGGCGACGGCAAGGACAUCGGCAACGCGUUCGGCGUGGUGGUCAUCCUCGUCAUGCUCAUCACCACCGUCCUGCUCGCGCUCGUCAUGCUCAUCAUCUGGGGCACGCACGUCCUGCUGGUGGCGCUCUACUUCGUGCCUUUCCUCAUCCUCGAGGGCACCUACGUGAGCGCGGUGUGCACCAAGGUCAUGAAGGGCGGCUGGCUGCCCUUCGCCAUCUCGCUCGUCCUCGCGCUCGUCAUGUUCACCUGGUACUACGGCCGGCAGCGGAAGGCGGAGUACGAGAUGGCCAACAAGGUGACGCCGGAGCGGCUGGGCGAGCUGCUCGCCGGGCCCGACGUGCGCCGCGUCCCGGGGCUCUGCUUCUUCUACAGCAACAUGCAGGAGGAGUGGCGGUGGCUCACGCCGGUGCUGGCGCACUACAUCAAGAACAUGCGGUCGCUGCACAGGGUCACCGUCUUCGUCACGCUCCGCUACCUGCUGGUGGCCAAGGUGGACGCCAAGAGCCGCGUCGCCGUCCGGCGGUUGGGUCCCCGUGGGGUGUACGGCUGCACGAUCCACUACGGGUACGCCGACCCGCUGGACGAGGAGGAGGGGGACGGCCUCGCGGGGCAGGUGGUGCGGGCGGUGCGCGAGCACAUCGAGCGGGAGGCGGCGGCGGCGGAUGAGGAGGAGGUCGAGGAGGAGGCGGCGCAGCUGGAGGAGGCGCGCGCGGCCGGGGUGGUGCACGUCAGGGGCAAGACGAGGUUCCAUGUGGGCAGGGACACGGGCUUCUUCGACCGCGUGCUGCUCGGCUUCUACGAGUUCCUGCACACCGCCUGCCGCUCCGCGCUGCCGGCGCUCGGCAUCCCGCUGCAGCAGCGCGUCGAGAUCGGCAUGCUCUACAAGGCCUGACGCCAGCCAUGCACCUGCGGCUGUCGCUGUUGCAGACUUGCAGGUGUGGGUGGCUUAAAGAUUGAAGUUGCUUGAUAUAGUAGCAAGUGAAUCUAUGUGUCAAGGAUGGAAUAAAGUCUCUGGUGGUGGUGUGGAAGAUAACGGUAAUAUAGACAGGGCGUGUUGAACACCCUACCUACUA
This is a messenger RNA of Sorghum bicolor (sorghum), 2368 nucleotides long. Its product is annotated as probable potassium transporter 4. Bases 64 to 2187 code for a protein of 707 amino acids. The transcript is spliced from 4 exons. Gene Ontology annotation, biological process: potassium ion transmembrane transport. The record is from RefSeq and is a predicted model, not a curated record. Lineage: Eukaryota; Viridiplantae; Streptophyta; Magnoliopsida; Poales; Poaceae. Gene Ontology annotation, molecular function: potassium ion transmembrane transporter activity. Gene Ontology annotation, cellular component: membrane.